AUGGCUAUUGAAUUUCAGCUGGAUUACAAAGGAUCCAAAGUUUACUAAAAUUAGCAUAUAUAUAUAUAUCAAUUACAUCUAAUAAAGCCUCCAAAACUUAGGGUGCAUACAGUGACAUGCUCCAACUACAUCAUCUUGUGUAAUCAGAUUUUUAUUGAUAAGUUCUCUUAUUAAUUAAGCUUCUUAAAUACCUCUGUCUCCAUCAGUAGGGAUGUAUCCUCCUUUACUAGAGAUAAAUAUCUAGUCUCUAGGGAUAUUUAAAGCUCAAAGUGCAGCUCCAAUAACUCGUUCUUAUUUCAUGUAUCUGUAAUUAAUUGCUGUAUCAAUCACAUCACUUCACCUGAUAAUAGAUCCAUAAAGCAUGAUAUCAUUAUUUAAUCAGGGGCUCCUUUAUACGACCCAAUCCCUAGACUGGUAAGUAGUAAGUUGUUUUUGUAGUUUGGUCUGAAAUAAUCUCGCUGUUAUUUGCAGAAUACUUUUUCGUUCCAUCUAUUUUUGCAUGCCCUGCGAUUGGUGUGUAUGAUAAUUUGUAAAUGUCUUUGA
Molecule: messenger RNA, 543 nt
Organism: Paramecium tetraurelia
Lineage: Eukaryota; Ciliophora; Oligohymenophorea; Peniculida; Parameciidae
Exons: 2
Source: RefSeq, a predicted model, not a curated record